Messenger RNA from Rodentolepis nana, 1131 nucleotides. Lineage: Eukaryota; Metazoa; Platyhelminthes; Cestoda; Cyclophyllidea; Hymenolepididae. The record is from the annotation of a GenBank genome assembly.
AUGCGGCUCAUUGGUGGCAGGAACAAUGAGGUUACUCUCAAAGAUUACUCCGGAGAAAAUUUGUCAUUUUAUGGAGGUGCUAAGGUCAAUUAUAGAAAAAGUGAAAAACAGUCCAACAGAUAUUGUCUGCCGCCCAGUCCGCAAACAGCCCUCCCAUAUCCAUUGAACUCUCGUUAUUCCUUAAACGCGCUUCAGCCUGAAAGUCGGUGGGACAGCAGAAAAAGUGUCCGAUUCUCCGAGCAUAUUGGUUGUAGGCAGAUCCCUUGUGCAGCAUCGGAGGAAAGCUUCUUGGAGACAUUAUCUGGCAAGAUGAAGGCACCGCGAAACUUCCAUACUCCCACAAUAGUCUUCGAAGACAAUCCAACCAGUCAAUUUCAGGGUCUCCUCUGUCUUCCCAAAAUCAGUAAAAGACGUCGUCCUGUUAGUCCUAUUGAAGCCGCUCUUUGGAAUAGUGGGCGUCAACUACGCCAAUAUGUCCCAUCCCCGAGUAUCUUCCAAAGAAUUGCAGAAUUUCCAUCUAAUUUUCUUCGAUGUCAUGGCCUAUGGAGAAGCCAACCAUCUCUCGAUUCCCCAGUUUGUAAAAAGAGAACACCGGGGAUUUCUUCCCCAGAUUCAGCGUUCGAUAUGAUGGAGUCAGUUUAUGUCUCAGAUUCGGAGGACGAGUGGGAAACUUCGCCGCAUGAUUUCGAAGGUUAUGAGAAUCCAUCAAAUUUCGUUUCGUCAAGGCAUCAGUCCAUUCAAAACCAAGUGUACGAAUUAAAUAAUCCAGAUGAAGAUUAUGAGUUUGAUGAAUAUGUUAUACCGAGAGCUGAAUUACACAUCUUAAAGAACCAUGAUUGUGUCCAAUUUCAGACUUUAGGUAGCCCCAAGAGUGAAGAUGACUCUAUUUAUGAAUUCAUCCCUUCCCCCAAGAUCUCCCCAAAGAAAACCACAUUACAGGAUCGAGUAACACAAUCACUCAAUCGUCUUAGCAUUCCUGAAUGGAUGCAAAAGAAGGUGAAGGGAAACUGUGCAUCCACUUCUUCAAAGCGCUUCAAUCGACUACCCCGAUUCCCUCAAUAUACUAAUCCCCAUCUCACUUCCACCCAUGAGGAUGUGUCAAAAAUCUCUCCUGUGUUAUUUCGCCGAUGA